Molecule: messenger RNA, 783 nt
Organism: Sitophilus oryzae (rice weevil)
Lineage: Eukaryota; Metazoa; Arthropoda; Insecta; Coleoptera; Curculionidae
Product: protein D3-like
Exons: 3
Coding region: 51-677 (208 amino acids)
Source: RefSeq, a predicted model, not a curated record
UCAUUUCUCUCGCCAAUCGCGCAGGAUUCGCUGGAACUGUCACAACAACAAUGCGUAAACGUCAGAUAUUUUUAGACGUUUUCUUGUGCGUUUUCUUAACGUUUUUUGGCUCAAUUUUCGCUGAAAAUUCGCUGGAAAACAUGGAAAAACAGCAAGUAGUGCCCGACGUGAUCGAUAAAGUGCCUGGUGAUACCGCUAAGGUGAGUUUUCCAAGCGGUGUAAAAGCUGAAAUGGGAAAUGUUUUGACGCCGACUCAAGUUAAAGAUGCUCCUACAGUGACUUGGUCAGCCGAACCCGAAGCAUUUUACACGCUUUGCAUGACCGAUCCAGAUGCACCAAGUCGUUCUAAUCCCAAGUUUAGAGAAUGGAGACAUUGGCUGGUAGGAAAUAUACCCGGAAGUGACGUAUCCAAAGGCGAAGUUUUGACCGGUUACGUUGGUGCCGGACCACCAAAAGGCAGUGGCUUGCAUCGCUACGUCAUUCUGGUGUACAAACAAAACGGGAAAGUGAAAUUUUCCGAACCCAAGACCUCCAACACUUCCAGCGAAUCGAGGCCCAAGUUCUCCAUAAAGAAACUGGCCAAGAAAUACAAUCUGGAAGAGCCAAUUGCUGGGAAUUUCUUCCAGGCUGAAUGGGACGACUACGUUCCCAAAUUAUACGAACAAUUAAAGGGUUAAAAAGUAUUUUCGUAGUUUCUGUCUUCGAUAUUAGUAGUAUUAGUUUGAUUUCUCAUUUAAUUGUUGUAGGUAUUAUAUUCUGAAGAAAAAUAAAGAUAUUAUUAUC